Zingiber officinale is the source of this 2902-nucleotide messenger RNA. Its product is annotated as homeobox-leucine zipper protein ROC5-like. The transcript has 10 exons. NCBI's taxonomy places the organism in Eukaryota, Viridiplantae, Streptophyta, Magnoliopsida, Zingiberales, Zingiberaceae. Gene Ontology annotation, molecular function: DNA binding; lipid binding; DNA-binding transcription factor activity, RNA polymerase II-specific. Bases 263 to 2689 code for a protein of 808 amino acids. The record is from RefSeq and is a predicted model, not a curated record. Gene Ontology annotation, biological process: regulation of DNA-templated transcription.
GCGAAGGCGAGGAGAGGGUCAACCGACAUUAUUUCUUGUAUGCCCUUUCUUUCUCCCCUCUCCCUGUGAUUCAUGAGGCCUCGUUGCGUCCACAUGUGACGACUCCGUAUCCAUCUUCCGCACCAUCUUACGCCAGUCGCUGUCAAUAUCUCCCGUCCCGUCCCGUCCCGUCCCGUCUCCGAGUUGAGCUCGUUGCCAAGAGCAUCGACUGGUUCAAGGUUAUUGUUGGGGUGGAUAUUUCGUUGGAUGCCCUAGAAGCUUGAUGAGUUCUGGAGGCUUGUUCGGCGGCCGCGGUGGCGGCGGCAGAAACGGCAGUGGAAGCGCUCGGAUAGGUAUGAAUGAUCUGCCUCACCGCACCUCCGCCGUCGUAUCGCAGCCACUGCUCGAUUCAUCUUCCAUCUACAAGCCAGUGUUCCCUUCCCCUGGCCUCUCACUAGCCCUGCAAGCGAACCCGGAUAGCCAAGGCGGUGACAGAUCGAAUUGGACUUGUGUCGCUAGAAAUGUUGGUGGGGGCGAGGUAGAGUCGUCGCUGCGUCGGAACAAGGAAGACGAGAAUGAGAGCAGGUCGGGCGGAAGCGAUAACUUGGGUGGUGUGUCCGGGGAUGAUUUGGACUUGGAGCAGGAGAAUCCCCGCAAGAAGAAGCGAUACCAUCGCCACACCUCUCAGCAAAUACAAGAACUCGAAGCCUUCUUCAAAGAAUGCCCUCAUCCUGAUGAGAAGCAAAGGUCGGAUCUCAGCAAGAGGUUGGCAUUAGAGACUCGCCAGGUCAAGUUUUGGUUCCAGAAUCGUCGAACGCAGAUGAAGACUCAAAUGGAGCGGCACGAGAACACGACUCUUCGGCAGGAGAACGACAAGCUCCGCGCUGAGAAUUUAUCGAUCAAGGAGGUGAUGAGGAACCCCAUCUGCAACAACUGCGGAGGCCUGGCAGUGCUGGGCGAAGUGUCGCUCGAGGAGCAGCACUUGCAGGUGGAGAACGCACGGCUCAAGGAUGAGCUCGAUCACGUCUGCUCCCUCGUCGGUAAGUUCAUCGGCAAGCCUCUUUCCUCAUCCUCGGCUCCGCCCACUCUCCCCAUGCCGAGCUCCACACUGGAGCUCACGGUCGGGUCCAAUGAUUUCCCCGGUCUGGGCUCCGUCGCCUUCACGACCUUGCCUGAUUUCACCGCCGGCCUGUCCAGCCCUCUCGGCUCUGUCAUAACUCCUGCGAGGAACGUGGUGGUGGGAGGAGCGGAUCGGUCGCAUGAGAGGCUCGUGUACUUGGAGCUCGCAUUGGCGGCGAUGGAUGAGCUGGUGAAAAUGGCGCAGAUGGAGGAGCCUCUUUGGAUUCCGGGUUUGGACGGAGGCAGGGAGACGUUGAACUUCGACGAGUACCACCAAAAUUUCCCUCGCUGCGUCGGGACCAAGCCCAUCGGAUUCGCGUCGGAGGCAACGAGGUCUACCUGCGUCGUCGUCAUCAAUAGCUUAGCACUGGUCGAGACACUCAUGGAUGCAAAUCGGUGGCAAGAUAUGUUCCCUUCAGUGAUUGCUAAAGCCACCACCACGGAUGUGAUCUCAGCAGGAAUGGGUGGCAGCAGAACUGGUGCACUACAACUUAUGUAUGCCGAGCUUCAGGUUUUAUCACCUCUCGUGCCUGUCCGGCACUGCCAUUUCCUUAGGUUCUGCAAGCAACUUGCGAAUGGAGCUUGGGCUGUGGUGGAUGUCUCCGUCGGUGGAGUUAGAGACGGCUAUCCCGGCGACAGAAUGGGGAGCUGCAGGCUGCCUUCAGGCGGCGUGGUGAAAGAUAUGCCCAAUGGUUAUUCUAAGGUCACGUGGGUGGAGCACGCAGAAUACGACGAAUCAGCGGUGCACCCGCUCUACCGCCCGUCGCUGCGCUCCGGCAUGGCGCUGGGGGCGCCCCGUUGGGUCGCCGCCCUGCAGCGCCAGUGUCAGUCGUUGGCUAUCCUCACGUCCUCCCUUCCAGCCGACGCCGCCAACACGAUAACGCCGAGCGGGCGGUGUAGCAUGGUGAAACUGGCGCAGCGCAUGACGGACAACUUCUGCGCGGGGGUGUGCUCCUCUUCGGCACACGAAUGGAACAAGCUGCGCGGGGGCGUCCACAUCGGUGAGGACGUGCGGGUGAUGACCCGGCGGAGCCUGGCGAACCCUGGCGAGCCAACAGGCCUGGUGCUCAGUGCCGCCACCUCGGUCUGGCUCCCUGCCACGCCGCAGCAGGUCUUCGACUUUCUCCGCAACGAGCAGCUGCGGAGCCAGUGGGACAUCCUCUCCAACGGCGGCCCAAUGCAGGAGAUGACCCACAUCGCUAAGGGUCCCGACUCCGGCAACGCCGUCUCCCUCCUCAGAGCUAGCGCCAUGAGCGCGGAUCAAAGUAGCAUGCUGAUAUUGCAGGAGACGUGCACAGACGCGUCGGGGUCGCUGGUGGUGUACGCUCCCGUGGACGUGCCGGCGAUGCACUUAGUGAUGAGCGGUGGCGACUCCUCCUACGUUACCCUUCUGCCGUCGGGCUUCGCCAUCCUGCCCGACGGCAACGUGGGAAAGGCUGUGGGGGGGUCGCUGCUGACGGUGGCGUUCCAGAUCCUGGUGAACAGUCUGCAGCCGACGGCGAAGCUGACGGUGGAGUCGGUAGAGACGGUCAACAACCUCAUCUCCUGCACCGUGCAAAAGAUCAAGGCCGCCCUCAACUGCGAUGCCUGAUGUGGGGUGUUAUGAUUCGAGUCAAGAACGAACUGCGCGCAGGACCACAACGACGCUGUCAGUGCAGGUUCGGGUAUUGACUCGCUCCGACCAACUCACACAGUCUCACUCCAAAUGUAUCGAAUCGAUCUCCUAAUGGUAGUUUUUUGUUAAUUAAUAUGACCUAUAUAUUAAUCGAGUUUAUCGUAGUUAGUUCUUCUUUAGCGGUCAUAA